AUGUCAAAGGCAUUAUGUUGUUAUGCAUUUGAAUCAUUAAUUAAUAAAUUAAAUAAAGAAUCACCAAAAAUAUCAUUAUCUUCAUUUCAAAAACAACUUGGUGAAAAAUCAAAUGAUAUACCAACUGAUGCACCAUUAUUUAUAACUUGGAAUAAAAAUUCAAAUUUAAGAGGGUGUAUAGGAACUUUCCAAUCAUUAAAUAUUGAACUGGGAGUUUCGAAAUAUGCAUUAAUUGCAGCAUUACAAGAUCCAAGAUUUCCUGAAAUUUCAUCAAGAGAGUUACCUUCUUUAUCAGUUAGUGUUACAUUAUUAGAUAAUUUUAAACCAAUAAAAAAUCAAUUGGAUUGGGAAAUUGGUAAAAAUGGGUUAAAAGUAUCAUUUAAUUUAAAUCAUGAGCAUUAUUCAGGAACUUUUUUACCAUCAGUUGCAGAAGAUGAAAAAUGGGAUAAAUUAACAACAUUAUAUUAUUUAUUAAGAAAAGCUGAUUAUUCAAUUGAUAAAAAAUCAGUUGAUAAAUUUUAUACAAAAGGUUUAGAAGAAGGUUGGUUAAAAUUAACAAGAUAUGAUGGGUUAAAAAGUGGAUUAAGUUUUAAGGAAUUCAAGGAAAUUAGGGAUGAAUUGAAUUAA
Molecule: messenger RNA, 627 nt
Organism: Lodderomyces jiufengensis
Lineage: Eukaryota; Fungi; Ascomycota; Pichiomycetes; Serinales; Debaryomycetaceae
Exons: 1
Coding region: 1-627 (208 amino acids)
Source: RefSeq, a predicted model, not a curated record